CUGUGUUGCUGACACCGCAUCCUACGUUGUCAUCGCAUUGGUGACUGCCUUAGAAACACACAUAGCGACUGUCUCCAACAGACAUCAACGCAUCCCUGUCACCUCUUGGCGUUAAUUCCGCGUAACGGUCACGGUGUCUUGGUGACUGCUGAGGGUGAGGGCUACGCUAGUACUCAGUCCCUUUCGUUACCAGAGGCGCGAUCAUGCUGAGCGUAGUCGGCGGCGCCGCCGGUAACGGCGUCAAAGGAAACUCGCGAAUAAACAUGAUUUACGUCUUUAAUCGUGACGGCUGCAUAUUCUAUCGGGAAUGGUACCGGCCGAACCCGCCAAACACGGACGACCACAAGCUCAUGUUCGGCCUAGUCUUCUCGCUCCGCUCCUUCACCGCGAAAAUGGACCCCAUCAACGGUGCAUCAGGCGACGGCUGCUCCUUCCAUGCCUUCCGCACCAACACUUACAAACUGAACUACCUUGAGACCCCCUCAGGCAUCAAGAUAAUACUGGUGACUGAUCCAAAGAUGAGCGACCUGCGUGACGCGUUGAGGCACAUCUACACCAACAUUUACGUUGAAUAUGUCAUCAAGAACCCUCUUUAUGUGCCGGGUGAACCAUUCAGAUGCGAGUUGUUUAUAAGUAACUUGGACACUUAUGUGACCACACUAUCAUAGGCAUGUAUUAUAAGCUGAAAACGAGCGUAUUAAUGCUGCUAGUGCAAAAACUUCUCUUAGCCACU
Molecule: messenger RNA, 733 nt
Organism: Closterium sp. NIES-67
Lineage: Eukaryota; Viridiplantae; Streptophyta; Zygnematophyceae; Desmidiales; Closteriaceae
Source: the annotation of a GenBank genome assembly